Molecule: messenger RNA, 2905 nt
Organism: Patiria miniata (bat star)
Lineage: Eukaryota; Metazoa; Echinodermata; Asteroidea; Valvatida; Asterinidae
Product: adhesion G-protein coupled receptor G6-like
Exons: 14
Coding region: 18-2630 (870 amino acids)
Biological process (GO): cell surface receptor signaling pathway; G protein-coupled receptor signaling pathway
Cellular component (GO): membrane
Molecular function (GO): G protein-coupled receptor activity
Source: RefSeq, a predicted model, not a curated record
CCCCCUGAAAUUAUUGAAUGACAGUCUUAGAUAACGAACCUCCGAUGUUCAGUGGUUGCCCUGGUGACGUCAUCAUUCCUGCCAAGCCAUCGUCCAAUCAGGUGGCUUACAGCUGGCCUCCACCUCUCAUCUCGGACAAUGCUGGUCCUGUGAAUGUCACGUUCAGUUGCCAAGCAACCACAGUUUUGAAAUGUAACAAAACCGGCAGUGGGAUCUUCACAGUUGGUGUUACUACAGUGAUCUACAACGCUACGGAUACAUCUGGCAACCAUGCCACGUGUCUUUUUAAAGUCACCGUCAUAGUGGUGGAUCUAGUAUGCCCAGCAAAUUUCACAGUCGAUACGGAGCCAGGUUUCACCAAUACCAGUGUUAACUGGAUGGAACCGGUUGUUACUGGAUGGGACGGACCAACCAACUUCACCUCAAGCUUCAGUCCUGGCGAUGAACUCGAGAUAGGUAGCAAUGAUGUCAACUACCAGCAGCGGUUUGAGUACGGCCUGAGUCUGAACUGCUCGUUUUCGGUUCAGGUUAUCGGUUUUUGUCCAGCCAGCACCACGAAUGAUGCUCUUCAUGGCCGGUUGAUGUGGCUUGCAACAAGAAGAGGCACAACAGCAGAAUCGUUCGAGAGAUGCCCGCUCAUUACAUCAAAAGCUGGGGAUCCGUUAGCUGUUCGCAGCUGCUCCGUUGUACCUCCGCCGGACUAUUUCCAGUGGGGAAACCACGUACCUCGCGGUUGCGGAGAAGAAAGAAACAAUCUAACUCUGGAUCAAGUCAAAGAUGUUAACGUCAGUCUAGGGAACGUAAAUGAAGUGGCUGAGUUUCUGGCCAAUCAGACGUCAGAGUCAACUGAAAGUGCAGAAAAUGUCCAAGCGGUCUCCACCAUUUUGAUGAACAUUGUCGGGGCAGGAUCAGGAGAUCGUGAGGUAACUGAGUUGGUGAUACAGACGGUAAGCAAUGUCAUCAUGAGCACUAGCCAGACUCCAGACUCCCAGACUCCUGAGGUCAAUGCUGGCAGCUCCUCAGCCAUCGUUCAGUCUGUUGAGGCUCAAGUUUCCUUGACUCUGAGACAAGAGGGUCCGGUCAGUAUACAGCAGGACACCAUCCACGUUGAGGCGGUCAGUCUGGACCAAAUGCAGGUUAGCAACGGACUCACCUUCGUAUCUGCUCCGGAGCAGGAGACCGGACAGUCUUCACCGCAAGAGGGCAGUCUUGUCGGCACUAAGGUCACGACCUUGGUUAAUGCCAGUGAUGAGGUGCCUCAAGAUGUGAUAGCUUCAAUCCGGUUACCAGCUAGCAUUUUCAGCAGUGAAAACAGUUCCCAGCCGCUGCGGGCGAGUUUCAUUGUCUACGCUGAUGACACCUUGUUCAAGUCAGCUCGUAUCAAUGGCUCCCAAGAGAAUGAGAACGGUUCGAGCCUCCGGGUUGCGGGGACUGUCGUCUCACUGACUGUGCAAGACGUUGAGUUGGUCAACCUCACCGAACCAGUGGUCAUCCAAUUCAAGGCACCAUCCAUUAAUGAAACAGAGAGAAACAGCACCAUCCAGUGCGUCUUCUGGGAUUUCGAUCUGAACGACGAAGUCGGCGAUUGGUCGAUGGCUGGUUGCUUGCUGUCAACAGAGACCAAUUAUACAGUGUCCUGUAACUGCAGUCAUGCGACCAACUUUGCCAUUCUUGUGGAUGUUCAAGGACAGAAGGACGAACCAGGUGAUCCAUUCCAGAAGGCAUUGGAAAUCAUUAGCCAAGUUGGUUGUGUCCUCUCCAUCAUUGCACUGGUCAUCACCUUGACUGUGUAUCUUGCUAUCAAGAAACUGCGAAACGGCAAAUCUCGUCAGAUCUUCAUCCAUUUCUGCUUCUCCUUGCUGAUGUUGUACAUCGUGUUCCUUGCCGGUGUCGACAACGCAAGGGGUACUGGAGGUGGUUGUGUGUUUGUGGCUGCUUUACUCCACUACUUGACUCUGUCCUCUAUGAUGUGGAUGGCCGUUGAAGCCAGGAACAUGUACGUCAGUACGGUGAAGGUGUUCCCAGAAGACGCGCCUCGAUACAUGCUCAAGGCUUGCCUCAUCGCUUGGGGAUCUCCACUGAUUGUUCUAACGAUCACCUUGGCUGCAGCAACUGAUCACUACGGAAACGAGCAUUACUGCUUCCUUGAGCCUGAUCUUGUGCUGUACCUCGGCCUCCUUGCUCCCAUCGGUCUCAUCCUUCUCCACAACAUCAUCACCUUCAUCUUGGUCAUGCGCAGUCUCCUGAAGGUCAAGGAGGAAUCUCGCUCCCAGCAGAUCUCCAAACGCCUCCAGAAUGCCGUGGCCAUCUCCGCCCUCAUGGGCUUGACCUGGUGUUUUGGGUUUCUGGCAAUCGAAGGAGCCAAGUUUGCCUUUCAGCUCAUCUUCUGUCUGGCUAACUCCGUGCAGGGUCUGAUUGUCUUCAUCAUGUUUUGCGUGCGACGUGAAGAGGUCCGCACCGCCCUCGCACCGUACAUGAAGCGCAUCUGCUGCGGUCGCACCUGUGAUUUACAGGUGCCGUGGAGAAAGGAUAGGUCACCUAACAUGCCGAUGUUGUCUGAGUCGGUGCCAACUUCACCAUUGACUGCCCAAACUGCUGAAAUUGACAUGUCCGUGUCAGGCCCGUUUUAGUGACUGCGAUUCUCGCUGUCUGAAGCGUCGAUCUUCAGAGUCUGCGUAUAGAAUACUUAAUUCGCUCUUUCCAUGCUCCGCCAUAGGCAUGCAAAGCCUCGAUCUGGUAAGUUUACACAAUGAAAAUAGCCGGAUUUGUGAUCUGAACCCCGACACGAGAAUCACUGAACCGGCUAUUUUUAUUGUGUAAACUUUCCAGAUCAAGGCUGUGCAUAUGCCUAUGGCGGAAGCGUGAAAAGAGCGAAUUGACCUAUCGCCGUUUGCGAGUUAGCCAC